Messenger RNA from Verticillium nonalfalfae, 1119 nucleotides. RefSeq lists its product as uncharacterized. Gene Ontology annotation, biological process: mRNA splicing, via spliceosome. The record is from RefSeq and is a predicted model, not a curated record. Gene Ontology annotation, molecular function: protein binding. NCBI's taxonomy places the organism in Eukaryota, Fungi, Ascomycota, Sordariomycetes, Glomerellales, Plectosphaerellaceae. Bases 1 to 1119 code for a protein of 372 amino acids. Gene Ontology annotation, cellular component: catalytic step 2 spliceosome. The transcript has 2 exons.
AUGUCGUUCCCUGACAAGCCUCUCGCUCACCUUCUGGGUGCCAAUGGCCCCAUACACGCCCUCGCCUACUCGGCCUCCCCGGGCACGUACAUCCUCACCGGUUCUGCCGACCGCACAAUCCGCCUCUACAACCCCUUCCCCGCCGAAUCCCAGUCCUUCGCCAGCAGCACCAGCAGCAGCAGCAGCAGCAUCACCGGCCGAUUCAAGCAAGGCGCCCCCGCUGCCCCGCUCCCCGAAGGCCGGCUCAUCCAGUCCUACGCAGCCCACGGGUACGAGGUGCUCUCGCUCGCCGUCGCCCCGGACAACCAGCGCUUCGUGUCGUCCGGCGGCGACCGCGCCGUGCUCCUCUGGGACGUGGCGACGGCGACGACGACGCGGCGCUUCGGCGGCAACCUGCACGGGCACACGUCGCGCGUCAACGUGGUGCGGUUCGCCGGCGAGGGCGAGUCGCUCGUGGCGUCGGGCGGCUUCGACACGACGGUGCGCCUCUGGGACGCGCGGUCCAGCAGCGCCAAGCCCGUGCAGGUGCUCGACGAGGCGCGCGACGCCGUCACGAGCCUCGUCGUGCGCGGGCCCGAGCUGGUCGCCGGCAGCGUCGACGGCCGCGUGCGCAGCUACGACGUGCGCGCCGGCCGCUGCGUCGUCGACGUCGUCGGCGCCAGCGUCACGAGCCUCGACGUCACGCGCGACGGCAAGGCCGUGCUCGUCGGCGCCCUCGACAGCAAGCUGCGGCUCAUGGACCGCGCGAGCGGCGCGUGCCUCAAGACGUAUGCCGAUGCCGCGUGGCGGAACGAGGAGUUCAGGGUCCAGGCCGUGCUCGGCGGCCGCGAGACCUUUGUCGUCGCCGGCGAUGAGCUGACGGGCGCCGGCGCCGGCGGCGACGGCAGGGUGUGGGCGUGGGAGCUGCUGACGGGCAAGCUCAUGGCCAAGGUCACGGUGCCGUGGGGUCCGCCGGGGUCGGGGUCGAAGAAGAAGAAGGUCCUGGGACGCGACGGCAAGGAGAAGGCGAGGAGCAACGUCAUCAGCUGCCUCGCCUGGAAGGACGACGGCUGGGGCCAUCAGUUUUGCGCCGGCGGCACAUCGGGCGUCGCCACCGUGUUCGGGCCGUCCUCUUCGUAG